UAUAUGACUUGAUGAAGCGUAUUUUGACAACAGUUUUUUUAAGACAGAAUAGUGAUUCUUCUCCUUAUUUCUUAUUUUAAGAAGGGUGAUUGCAUUAGAUAUAAAAACUUAUAAUAUCGUGUUGUUUUAUGAUGUUGAAGCAAAAAGUUUCACUGGAAUGGAAGAAACGCGUUAAAAAUGAAUACAUGAAAAUUCGGCUGAGUAAGCGUCAUAAAAAGGUGGAUGAUGUUCGAUCGGCUUGGAAUCGAAACCGACAAGCCUUGUUAGGUAUGUUGGUUGCGGAAAAUGAUGCGUGGCUCUCUACUAAUGCUACAUGGUUGCAAUGCGAGGUGGAGCAGCUUCCUCAUGUUAACUGCAUGAAAAAAGCGGUGGUAAUAGAUCAUGAAGGAAAUCAUCAAAAUGUAUCAAUUCGAGUGGUCAAUGCUGUUACAACGAUUCCAACUAUGUAUACAUGGGCUCCAACGCAACAAAACUUUAUGGUUGAGGAUGAGACUGUGCUUCACAACAUACCGUAUAUGGGCGACGAAGUUCUCGAUAAAGAUGGUUCAUUUAUCGAGGAGUUGAUUAAAAAUUAUGAUGGUAAAGUACAUGGUGAUAAGGAAGAUAGCAUUGAUGAUGCUAUGUUUGUUGAACUGGUACAUACAUUGAUGCAAUACACAAACCAGGAAUCAAAUAUCGACGAAAAAACCGCACACUCUAAAUCGCCUAUUGGAGAAAAAUCGCCCAUUUCGAUUCAUAAUUUCGAUCAAAGCAUUGGAAAAGCUUCGUCGAGUAAAAUGGAAAAAGACAACAAUUGCGAUGAAAACUUGACAUGUAAUGAUUUGAAUACAAAUAAGGAGUUAAGAUUGCUCCAACCGAAUGCCAUGAAAAAGAAUCGACUCAAUGUAAAGGCUUUUCCUGCACCGAUUAUAUUUCAAGCUAUCAGCUCACUGUUUCCUGAGAACGGAACAGGAGAAGAACUGAGAGAUAAAUAUAUUGAACUAACUGAGCGUGUUGAUCCCGAAAGACCACCAGAAUGCACCCCAAAUAUCGAUGGCCCAAGGGCGGAAUCAGUUUCGCGGGAGCAAACUCUUCAUUCUUACCACACACUAUUCUGUCGACGAUGUUUUAAAUAUGACUGCUUUUUGCACCAUAUUCGACAUACGGCUAUUUCAUCUUACGCCUUGCUUUAGGACAUUUUUUUGGUCCCAAAUACAGGCAUAUAUCGGGGGAUACCUGUACGUUUAUUUUAACGUACAGGUUAACUAAGAGAUUUAAAUCGGCUUUUGAUUAACAAGUUUUAGUGAGUUAUAACAUGUAGGGUAAAUGUACCUAUAGUGGUUGUAGUACCAAUAGUGGUGGUAUUGCACUAAAAUGCGGUCCAUACGGUAAAUUAAAAGUUAUUAAGUUAUUUUUGACAGUGUGAAAUGUUCUUUAGCCUUUUACAAAGAAUUUAAAAGAUAAAUGGGACCAUUCCGUUUCUUCGUGACCGAAAAAUCCAUUAUUUUGUGAAAUAUGUCAACAUUUUUCCAAAAUCCUUAGGAUUUCAUAACGAAACUCAUAUUUCUGUUAACGUUCUAAAUGAUCACUUACCCACGCAAUUACUAGUUUUUCAACAUGACUGUUAUGAAAUGUUAUUGUUUUACUGAAAUUAUUGAUCUUUUGACCAUAUUUAUGCAUUUUUAAGUGUUUUUUACCAUAGUGCCAUUAUAGGUACACAAAACAGGCAUGUUCCUAUAGUGGUUAUAUUUAUAAAAUCAAUAAAAACAGUUCGUUUCAGAUUUGUUCGAUGAUAUUUUUGACAUGUCGUACUUUUGUCAUUAAAAUAAGCAACAGAAAUGAGUUUUCUGUAAGUAAUGUACCAAACAAAGGCCAAAAUUCGCUUAUCUGGCUGAGUGAAAAAAUCAACCUCAAAUCAAGCUUUAUCUUCCGGGUGUAGGUUGACGACAGGUGUUAUUCAGUACUUUAGUCAAUAUUUUCUUCAACCAAAUUCAUAUAUUUUUUACGAUCAAAUUACGAAAGAAAUCAUUAUUAUGGCAGCUAUCCUUGCUAUUCAUACAAAAACAACUUCGAAACUAAGUUUCAUUGAUAUUAUACAUUGUUUUGGAGGUAUCUUUGUUUACCACCACUAUAGGAACACAAUACGACGACUAUAGGAACCAUACCACCAUCAUAGAUACAACAAAUCAGUCACAAAAAUAUGUAUUUUUUCGUAAAUUUGAUGUGUUUCAUGGUAAACAUGGUUGUGAUUGCGAAGAUAAAACAUAUUCUAAUUGCUAUGUGUUAAAAUAAUCACAAAUUGACCUUCCUGACAAUGUAAACCCAUUAAAACACAUCUGUGUCACUACAAAUUGCACCACUAUUGGUACACUUACCCUAAUGCUUAAGAUAGCACAUUUGCUCCAAAUUCCGCUCGUGGCUUCAUGUCUACAAUGGACCGUCCCCCGUUGCAAUGAAUGACUAUCCGGCUGCGUGGUCUCGAUAUCGAUCAACAAAAAAAUCUCAAAAACCUGCAUAGGUCUGCAAGCUUGUCAUCCUGGUCCUAAUCUCCAAAGACGUAGAUGGCCUGAGUUAAAACCACCUGGCAAACCAUGCGGUGAAGCGUG
Molecule: messenger RNA, 2585 nt
Organism: Anopheles coluzzii
Lineage: Eukaryota; Metazoa; Arthropoda; Insecta; Diptera; Culicidae
Gene: E(z)
Product: histone-lysine N-methyltransferase E(z)
Exons: 4
Coding region: 129-1172 (347 amino acids)
Biological process (GO): chromatin remodeling
Molecular function (GO): protein binding; histone H3K27 methyltransferase activity
Source: RefSeq, a predicted model, not a curated record